GCAGCCACACACAGACACACAGGAGUUGGAGUGAACACCGUUGUGUUUGGGUUCGAUUGCUAAAGUAAAACAGCAAAAGGUCGCAUUCCAGAAAAUGAAUUAUUCAGAAUCUAGACGCCAGCAAGCGGAGUUGCCACUUCAUUCCGAUGAUAAUCAAGAUCCGAGACCAGAUGAUGAUGUGGAGAUGACAAGCAAUGGAUCAAGCGGGAAUGAAUUCUUGGGAAGUUCCAGCAGUAGCGGCAGUCAAAAUGGAAAUGAUUCAGCUUUGCUGUUAGAGUCUUUGGAGAAUAAUAAAUGCAAUGCUCAGUCUGGGAAGGUGAGGACGCAGAAAGAGUUGAUGAAAGCAGUAAAUGAGUUAAAAAUGCACCUGCCUAUUGAGAGGAUAAGGGGAAAGUCGAACACCCUUUACACCCUGAAGUACGCACUGCGAUGUGUAAAGCAAGUCCGAGCCAAUGAAGAAUACUACAAGCUUCUGAUGAAAGAUGACUCUCCACCUUCCAGAUUGAACAUGAGUAUGAAUUCCUACACAGUUGAAGAAAUGGAGAGCAUCACUUCUGAGUACACCUUGAUAAAUGCAGAUAUCUUUGCUGUCGCCAUUUCCCUGAUCACCGGACGGAUUGUAUACAUCUCUGAUCAAGCUGCUUCAGUUCUGAACUGCAAGAAGAAUGUCUUCAAAAAUGCGAAGUUCAUAGAAUUCCUUGCUCCGCAAGAUGCUGGCGUAUUCUACACCUUUACAUCACCAUCUCAAUUGCCCCUGUGGAGUGUGUGCACUGCUGCAGGUUCACCACCUCCAGACUGUGUACUGGAAAAGUCCUUCUUCUGCCGCAUGAGCGGAGGCUGGGAACGUGAUGGAAGUAUUCAAUACUAUCCUUUUCGCAUGACGCCUUAUCUUACCAACGUACAGAGAUCAGAAGAUGUUGAAGAUGAGCUCUGUUGCCUGUUGAUUGCUGAAAGAGUACACUCUGGAUAUGAAGCACCGAGGAUUCCCCUUGAUAAGCGUAUUUUCACCACCACUCACACACCAAGUUGCAUAUUUCAGGAUAUUGACGAGAGGGCUGUUCCUCUGUUGGGAUAUUUGCCCCAAGAUCUGAUAGGCACUGCUGUGCUGAUGCAUCUGCACCCAGGCGAUCGAUCUUUGAUGUUGGGCAUUCAUAAGAAAAUAUUGAAACAUGCUGGACAACCCUUCGAUCAUUCACCUCUCCGAUUCUGCACUCACAAUGGUGAAUACAUCACGAUUGACACCAGUUGGUCAAGCUUUGUUAAUCCUUGGAGCAGAAAAGUGUCUUUCAUCAUCGGAAGGCACAAAGUCCGAACAGGUCCUUUGAAUGAAGAUAUAUUUGCUACCCCUUCCCCUGGAUUAACUGAGGUGAAGAUGACAGAUUCUGAAAUACAGACCAUCACUGAACAGAUUCAUAAACUUUUACUGCAGCCCGUCUACAAAAAAGGCUCCAGUGGCUAUGGAAGUUUAGGCAGUAAUGGAUCUUAUGGACAGUUCAUGAGCAUCGCCUCUUCCAGUGAUAGUAAUGGCAAUGAAGAAUGCAGCAGAGUCAGCCCUAUGACGUUUCAGAAGCUUUGUAAGGAUGUGCACCUGAUCAAGAACCAAGGACAAGCAGUAUUCAUUGAGAGCAGAGCAAAACGAAGACACAAAUCUGGAGCGCAACAGAAAGGAAUAAAUGUACAGACCAAAGAUUUGAAGGGGAGUGCAACCAAGAAUGCCGUAAACAGCAAUGUCCUGAGGAGUACAUUCUUCGAAGACUUGAGAUGCAAGGAAUCAUCAGUAUAUUCUUAUCAGCAAAUCAACUGCUUGGAAAGUGUAAUCAGGUAUUUGGACAGCUGCAAUGUUCCAAGCAACGUGAAAAGUAAGAGUGAGCCAUCAUCAAACUCUGAGGACAAACAGAAACGUAUUCCUGACGAAAGCAUGCAGGUGUCUGAAGCAGAACUGCUGUCACAUCAGACUGUCCAAACUCCACUGAACCCUACAAAAGAGAUACCUGCUCCACUGACACACUUGCCUUUACCAAGAAAAGCAGAAAGUAUUGUAUCGUUCACCAGCCAGUGCAGUUACAGGAGCACUAUUGUCCAUGUAGGAGACAAGAAACCACAAGCAGAUCCAGAAAUUCUGAUGGAGGAUGGGCUUGCAAUGGCUGAUUCAGCAGCGAUUCCAACUGCACCACUUGUCAGUGUAUCUGUGAACCAGGAGAAGGAACAGUACAAGAAACGUGGCCUUACCAAGGAAGUACUAGCUGCUCACACCCAGAAUGAAGAGCAGGUGUUCUUGAGGAAAUUCAAGGAGCUUAGUAAGCUAAAAGCAUUUGAAUCUCCUUGCAAGUCAUAUCUACAGGAACGGCAUAAAGGGUUUACUGGAGAAUAUGGUACUCACGGGUAUAAAACUGGUUGGAAUAGUGCAGAACCUCUGUACAAAAGAGGUGGAAAGAAUAAGAAGCUGAAAUUGAAACGCAUGAAGCAGCAGGAAUCCUCUGAGAGUACUUUCUCUGGCACCAAUCAACAUCGUAGAAUUCCCUCUUGGUUGCCAACUGAUAUCUCUCAACCCAGAUAUUCAGCUUUGCUGCCAACAUAUCCACUGCCACUAUUUCCUACACAUGGAUCCAUGCCUUCUGUUACUGACUCAUCUCUUCACAGCUUUGUGGAAAAUGCUCAGGAUGUUCACCGCACAAUGCAGCCAACACCGUUCUCUGCACCUUUUGUAGCUCCUAUGGUUGCAUACGUGCUCCCUAACUAUAUGUUCCCUCAGAUGAAUUAUUCUGUACACCAGCCGUUCUUUGCUGGUAAUUCUGCAUUCCCUUCACAACCGGCCUUCCCACCCCGAACAGUGUUUUCUCCUCCGAGUUCAUUCCAAUGCCCACCACAGUUCACAGCGAGACCUGACCCACCAGCAGAUACUCAGAAAACACCUGCACCAUCAUGUUGCUCCACCCCACUCUCUGUCGAACCGCAAGUACAAGGGUCACCUCCAUUAUUCCAGUCAAGGUGCAGUUCACCUUUGCAGCUCAACUUGCUACAAUUGGAAGAAACGCCUAUGGUGUUAGAACAACCAGAAACAACUGCAUUUGUUGAAGAAAAUAGACUGUGUGGUAGAGUAGCAACAACCAACAUUACGAAUACAGAUAUCAUUGCAACGAAAGAAAAUGUCGGAUUUGCAGAUUUACCUGAGAAUAGUGAUACCCACUCCACUUCCACUAACCUCCUGGCCCUAUUACUUGAGGAUAGUCAUUCGUGUACUGGUUCUGCAGAUUCAGUGAGUGUUGGGUCAACUUCUUCAGGAUCUCCAUCCAAUAGAUGUGGAAUGUCUGGUACGGACACAGUAGGAAGUAGCCAAUUAAGCAACACCAGCAAUUAUUUUGGAAGUAUCGACUCCUCUGAGAAUGACCACAAGUCGAAAGUGAGAACCAAUUCGGCCAAAAAUAAACAGUUUAUGAAGUGUGUACUCCAAGGCCCAUUUUGGCUAACAAUGUCAAAUACAGAUGAGGAGGUCAUGAUGAGUUAUCAGCUUCCAUCCAGGGACAUGGAAUCGAUCCUAAAGGAGGACCGAGAGAAGCUGAAAAUGAUGCAGAAAAACCAACCCAGGUUUACCGAACAACAAAAGAAGGAGAUCUCUGAGGUUCAUCCAUGGAUCAAGACUGGUGAAUUACCAAAGGCCAUUAAUCUUGCAGCUCCUUUUUGUUGCGGAAGAAAUGUAUCGGGCAACAACUCGAAUCCGUUGGAAAGCGAAGUUGGCAGUGUCGAGUUAAGUGAAGUAGUGGAAUCAAACCGUGGUGACUGCCAUCAGCGCUUGAUCUUCUCCGCUAAGGAACAGAAGCCGACAGAAAUGAUGAAUUAGGAAACUGCAUGAAGUGCAUUUUGGAACUCAGCAAAUUGAAAGCAUUUGCACACAGACAUAAAUCAUCAAUCCAGGGCACUGUUCCUUUGGCAAGAUUCAUGAAAGUACAUUUGACUUUCUUAAGAAAAAUAAUAUUCAGGUCGAAGAGAAUAGAAGGAGUCUGUGGACUUUUUUUUUUAUUGGGAGAAAUCCUAAAAUUGUGUGCGUCAUUGCUGCUUCAAAUUGAAUUCCUAAUUGUACCAGUGAUGUUUUUUAUGUAAAUGUUAAUGUUUUCUGAUUUUUUUUAUUGUAUCUGACUUUAGGUUGUCGCCUUAACAACGUCUCCAAUGCAAAACAACCACUUUCAUUUCUAAAUGGAUUAUAAUUAGCCUACAGUGGAAUCUCAUUAUCCAUGCUCCAUUCGUCUGCCAGAAUUUUUGCGGGUUUAUUUAAAAAUGUAUUUAAUUACUGGUUUUAAAUGGGUAGGUUAAAUAGUACUGUGAUGGCGAAGGGGUGCUCAACGCAGAAAGCUUCAGAUGAUUUUUCAAAAGGGAUCUUUAUAGUCUGCCAUCCACUGAGAUUCCCUCCAAUUAUGAUGGAUAGGAUUAUGGAGUUUGUACUUUGUAUAUUUUUAAUAUCUUAUCCUAAAAUAAUUUUUAAGCUCUUCAGUUGAUGUGUGCUCAUCCCAUUGCAUUGAUCAGUGUAUGUGAGGUAUUUUACAAUCCUUUCUACUGGCAGUAUAAAUUUGUACUGCUUGAGGAAAUAUUUCCUAAAACUGAACACUUAGCAGACCAUUCUGCUGUUUGAAGAUGUACAUAAUGGAUCUCUGGGAGAGUAUUAUACAGCACUGACUUUAAAAAUAAAAAGAGGGUUCAGGCAG
This is a messenger RNA of Callorhinchus milii (elephant shark), 4697 nucleotides long. RefSeq names its product period circadian clock 2 (gene per2). The transcript is spliced from 22 exons. Gene Ontology annotation, biological process: negative regulation of transcription by RNA polymerase II; circadian regulation of gene expression; entrainment of circadian clock by photoperiod. NCBI's taxonomy places the organism in Eukaryota, Metazoa, Chordata, Chondrichthyes, Chimaeriformes, Callorhinchidae. The record is from RefSeq and is a predicted model, not a curated record. Gene Ontology annotation, molecular function: transcription corepressor binding; transcription cis-regulatory region binding. Bases 95 to 3838 code for a protein of 1247 amino acids. Gene Ontology annotation, cellular component: nucleus; cytoplasm.